Molecule: messenger RNA, 1771 nt
Organism: Aspergillus aculeatinus CBS 121060
Lineage: Eukaryota; Fungi; Ascomycota; Eurotiomycetes; Eurotiales; Aspergillaceae
Product: phosphatidyl synthase
Exons: 1
Coding region: 152-1564 (470 amino acids)
Biological process (GO): glycerophospholipid biosynthetic process
Cellular component (GO): mitochondrion
Source: RefSeq, a predicted model, not a curated record
CCCCCGUCUCUUAUCAUCAUUCCAUCACCUCUCCGGUGUACGCUUUAAACUCUCUCUCCCUCCUCAGUCUCCCUGGUGGUGCUCUUUGGUUCUUCAACCUCGAAACUCAAUUCCUCCGUCUCUUAACCAGUCAAAAAACUCAUCCAUCAUCAUGCCUCGCAUCGAAGACGCUGAAGGGGUUGACCCUACUGCUCCUGCCCCUACCCACCGCGAGUCUCGCGGUUCCCUCCCCAUUCCCGGUGAUCUCUCCGGCAACACCGUCGAGGUCCCCGCUACCCGCAGCUCCAUCAGUGAUGCUGCUCAGUUCAUGCACAACCUGAGCUUUGCUCCCUCUUCCCGGGACCGUCGUGCCUCUCGCAACUCCUUCGGCACCUCCCUGCCUAUCCCCAGAUCUCCCCGUGUCUCGCGGUUGUCCUCCGUUGUCACGAGAGAUGUCUCCCGCGAUAUCCUGGCCUCCCAGGUCCAGGACAUGUCCAAGGAGAAGGUCGCCGCCGCCAAGAACAUGGCCUUCGCCUUCGACAUUGACGGUGUUUUGGCUCACGGCAACCACGCCAUCCCCCAGGCCAAGGAGGCCCUCAAGAUGCUGAACGGCGACAACGAGCUGGGCAUCAAGAUUCCCUACAUCCUCCUGACCAACGGUGGUGGUAAGACCGAGGAGGCGCGCUGCGCGCAGCUCACCGAGGUCCUCGACUGCCCCAUCUCCACCGACCAGUUCAUCCAGUCCCACACCCCAAUGCAGGCAUUGGCUGAGUACUACGAGACUGUCCUGGUUCUCGGUGGUGAGGGUCAGAAGAUCCGUGAGGUCGCUGAGAACUACGGCUUCAAGAACGUCGUCCACCCCAAGGAUAUCCAGGCCUGGGACCCCACCGUCUCUCCCUGGAGCACCCUCUCCGAGGAGGAGAAGGCCGAGGCCAAGCCCCGCGACUUCUCCCAGGUCAAGUUCGACGCUAUCCUGGUCUUUGCCGACUCUCGCGACUACCAGACCGACAUGCAGCUCAUCAUGGAUCUCUUGCUGGCCGAGGAUGGAAAGCUCCUGACCCGCGCCAAGGAUCCUGUCGCUUCCCGCAUCCCCAUCUACUUCUCGCAGGGUGACUUGCUCAUGCCCACCGACCACAAGGGACCCCCCCGUCUCACCCAGGGUCUUUUCCGUAUCUCCAUCGAGGCCCAGUACAAGGCUCUCACUGGUGUCGACCUCGAGCGUGUUGUCUACGGUAAGCCCGAGCGCGCCACCUACACCUACGCCGAUGAGGUUCUCAAGUCGUGGAUGGAGGAGAUCCACAACGAGAACAAGCUGCCCGAGAACAUUUACAUGGUUGGUGACAACCCGGCCUCCGACAUCUGCGGUGGUAACAUGCACGGCUGGAACACCUGCUUGGUCCGCACCGGUGUCUUCCAGGGCGGUGACAACGACGACAACAACCCGGCCAACUUCGGUGUCUUCCCCAACGUGCUUGAGGCUGUCAAGGCCGCCGUCCGCAAGGAAUUGGGCCAGGAGUUCAAGUUCAAGUGGAACCCCAAGGUCAACCCUGUCCUCCACAGCGAGAACGCCUCCGCUGUUGAGUAAACGGGACGCCUACAACCAAUCAAAAAUAAGGAACCUGGCAUCUGGGCUGGGUUCUUUCUUUAUCUUCUCAUUCCCCAUUUUCUCAUACAUCAUGUUUGAUUGAUCAAGUACAUUGAUGUUAGACAUUUUUUCAUCUUUCCCCCACACCUACCACCAUAUUGUUACGGCUUUACGGGUUUGGACUACUGAUAUCCAUCGUUGUCGCUU